This is a messenger RNA of Thunnus maccoyii (southern bluefin tuna), 2503 nucleotides long. It is a transcript of the gene mkln1, whose product is annotated as muskelin 1, intracellular mediator containing kelch motifs. The transcript is spliced from 18 exons. Gene Ontology annotation, molecular function: protein binding. NCBI's taxonomy places the organism in Eukaryota, Metazoa, Chordata, Actinopteri, Scombriformes, Scombridae. Bases 37 to 2265 code for a protein of 742 amino acids. Gene Ontology annotation, cellular component: cytoplasm. The record is from RefSeq and is a predicted model, not a curated record.
GCUAGCCUCCCGCUGCUUGUUAUUUUCUGCAACAAGAUGGCUGUCGUUCCAGAGAGCAGAGUCCUCACUUUCAGCGUUUUUAAAUGGAGCUCUUACUCCUCUACAUAUUUACCUGAGAAUAUCUUAGUUGACAAACCUAAUGAUCAGUCUUCCAGGUGGUCCUCUGAGAGCAACUAUCCUCCUCAGUUUUUAAUCUUGAAAUUGGAAAGGCCGGCAAUCGUUCAGAGCAUCACCUUCGGGAAAUAUGAGAAGACUCACGUCUGCAACCUGAAGAAAUUCAAAGUGUUCGGUGGGAUGAGUGAAGAAAACAUGACAGAGCUUUUGUCCAGUGGCCUUAAGAACGACUACAACAAGGAAACGUUCACCUUAAAGCACAAGAUCGACGAGCAGAUGUUUCCCUGCCGAUUUGUCAAAAUAGUGCCUCUGAUGUCUUGGGGUCCUAGUUUUAACUUCAGCAUCUGGUACAUUGAGCUGCAUGGUAUUGAAGAUCCUGAUGUGGUGCAGCCCUGCCUUAACUGGUACAGCAAGUACAGAGAACAGGAAGCCAUCCGCCUUUGCCUCAAGCACUUCCGGCAGCAUAACUACACAGAGGCCUUCGAGUCACUUCAGAAGAAGACCCGGAUAGCGUUGGAGCACCCCAUGCUCACCCACCUGCACGACCGGCUGGUGCUGCAAGGAGAUUUCGACGCCUGUGAGGAGCUCAUAGACAAAGCUGUGAGAGACGGUUUGUUUAACCAGUAUAUCAGCCAGCAGGAGUACAAGCCCAGGUGGAGUCAGAUCAUCCCGAAAUGCAACAAAGGUACAAGCGCCCAAGAAAUCAACCGAGACGACAUGAACAGUGACGGCGACGACAACAGGCCAGGGAUGAGAGGAGGGCAUCAAAUGGUCAUUGACGUCCAGACUGAGACCGUGUACCUGUUUGGGGGCUGGGAUGGCACACAGGACCUGGCUGACUUCUGGGCUUACAGUGUUCAGGAGAACCAGUGGGCCUGCAUCUCCAGGGACACUGAGAAAGAGAGUGGUCCCAGCGCUCGCUCCUGCCACAAGAUGUGCAUCGACUCCCAGCAGCGUCAGAUCUACACACUGGGCCGUUACCUCGACUCCAGCGUCAGGAACAGUAAGUCUCUGAAGAGCGACUUCUACCGCUACGACAUCGACGCCAACACCUGGACGCUACUCAGCGAGGACACGUCAGCUGACGGAGGGCCAAAGCUGGUGUUUGACCAUCAGAUGUGCAUGGACUCGGAGAAGCAUAUGAUCUACACAUUCGGCGGUCGAAUCCUGACGUGUAACGGCAGCGUGGAGGACAGCCGGACGUCGGAGCCCCAGUUCAGUGGCCUCUACGCUUACCACUGUCAGGCGGGGACGUGGAGCCUCCUGCGGGAAGACUCGUGUAAUGCCGGGCCAGAGGACGUCCAGUCCCGCAUCGGACACUGCAUGCUCUUCCACACUAGAAACCGCUGUCUCUAUGUGUUUGGGGGUCAGAGGUCAAAGACGUACCUCAAUGAUUUCUUCAGCUACGAUGUGGACGGCGACCACGUAGAGAUCAUAUCAGACGGCACCAAGAAGGACUCGGGCAUGGUGCCGAUGACAGGCUUCACCCAGAGAGCCACCAUCGACCCUGACCUCAACGAGAUCCACGUCCUGUCGGGCCUCAGCAAAGACAAGGACAAACGCGAGGAGAACGUCCGCAACUCCUUCUGGAUCUACGACAUCGCCCGCAACAACUGGUCAUGUGUCUAUAAGAACGAUCAGGCAGUGAAAGAAAACCCGAGCAAGGCUUUGCAGGAGGAGGAGCCGUGUCCACGCUUCGCACACCAGCUGGUCUACGAUGAGAUGCACAAGGUGCAUUACCUGUUUGGUGGAAACCCCGGAAAGUCUUGUUCUCCCAAGAUGCGACUGGACGACUUCUGGUCCCUCAAACUGUGUCGGCCCUCCAAGGAGUACCUGCUCCGCCACUGCAGAUACCUCAUCAGGAAAUACAGGUUCGAGGAGAAAGCCCAGUCAGAGCCACUGAGCGCGCUCAAAUACUUACAGAACGACCUGUCGCUCACUGUGGACCACACAGACCCUGAUGAGACCAAAGAGUUCCAGCUUCUGCCCUCGGCUCUCUUCAAGUCCAGCUCCGACUUCAUCCCUCUGGGUUUCUCAGACGUAGAUCAGACGUACGCUCAGCGAACGCAGCUCUUCGACACGCUCGUCAACUUCUUCCCGGACAGCAUGACACCGCCCAAGGGCAACCUGGUAGACCUCAUCACCCUCUAGCCCAUCACCUCACCCAACCGGACUGACUGAACACCCGCACACACACACACACACACACACACACACAGAUGCGCACACACACCCGAUGUGACAGAGGUGACAGAGACCAGUUAUUUUUGUAUAUCUGAACCUUGCUCGCGGGAUUACAUUUCACCCUGAUCUCCUGCUGUCACAGGCCGCGCUGCCCUGACGGUGAGGGUCGUAAACACACACACACACACACACACACAAACGACAC